Molecule: messenger RNA, 1488 nt
Organism: Syngnathus acus (greater pipefish)
Lineage: Eukaryota; Metazoa; Chordata; Actinopteri; Syngnathiformes; Syngnathidae
Gene: hmg20b
Product: high mobility group 20B
Exons: 8
Coding region: 216-1094 (292 amino acids)
Biological process (GO): regulation of gene expression
Cellular component (GO): nucleus
Source: RefSeq, a predicted model, not a curated record
UUUUUUUUUUUUUUUGUUCAUCUUGUAUAUUGUUACACAAUUAGCCCUACUGGAUGCUAGCAAGCUGUUUAGCAAGCCAGAAGUGGCGUCAAUGCGGGGGACGUUGUCGUUUUCUUUCUAUUCGAAUUUCCUCUCCUGUUUCCCCCAGAUAUAACCUGGCAUAAUUCCGACGGAAAUUGCUUCAUUUAACGCUCUAAGCAGGACUGAGGGGGAUCAUGGGUGGCGUCAAACAGGAGCAGAAUGAUGCUCCGCAGCAGCCUCGAGCCUCACAGUCCACAGAACAUCCUCAAGAGGAGCCUAAGAAGCGAGGAUGGCCCAAGGGCAAGAAAAGGAAGAAAGUGCUACCCAACGGUCCCAAGGCACCAGUCACUGGGUAUGUCCGCUUCUUGAAUGAGCGGCGGGAAGUGAUGAGGGCCCGGUAUCCUGACCUGCCUUUCCCGGAAAUCACCAAGCGGCUCGGAGCAGAAUGGACACGAUUAGCGCCUAAUGACAAACAGCGUUACCUGGAUGAGGCCGAGCGGGAGAAGAUGCAGUAUGCCCAGGAAUUGAAGGAAUAUCAUCAGACGGAGGCAUAUCAGAUCACCAGCACGAAAAUACAAGACAAAAGGAUUAAGAAAGAGGACAAUCCGUCUGUGAUCAUAAGUGCCAGUUCAGGCUUGCCAAAGACAUCCGAGCUCCCGAGCAGGUUUGACAUCCCCAUCUUCACAGAGGAGUUUCUUGAUCAAAACAAAGCUCGAGAGGCGGAGUUGCGUCGACUUCGCAAAGCCAACAUCGAGUUUGAGGAGCAAAACGCCGUGCUGCAGAGGCACAUCAAAGACAUGUACAACGCCAAAGAGCGCCUGGAGGCGGAGCUUAACCAGGACGAGAAGCGCACGCAGGCGCUUCACCAGCACUUGCUGGCCAUUAAACACACGUUGGUCAACAGUCUGGCUGCUGUGCCGCUACCAGGCACGGGCGAGACGGCGACCUUCGGAAACUUGGAUUCGUAUCUCAGUCGUCUCAGCGGCGCGCUCGAAGGGAACCCUCAAAAGCACCGGGCCUUGCUUACGCAGCUUUGCGAUGUCCUCUCUCACCUGGACAGUGAGAAGUUAUAGAACAGCUGCGCAACCUCUGCCGGCCUCCUCAGUCAUUCCUGCACCGGGCGGAUGAAUUUGUCAGGUGCAAUCGUCUCGAGGGAUCGAAAGGGCAGUUCCGUCGGUCGAAGUUUGGACCGCUCCCUCUUCUGCACAAAUGUGUGAGUUCUCCAAAGUGUGCGGAAACUAUUUUCAAAGGCGUACCCUCUGUUUACUUUGUUUAUAAAGAGGAGUUUACAAGUAAUGCCAUGUUGCAUUGGUGGCUGGGAUCAUCUGUGUGUGCAGUGUUAUUAAGCAUAACUAUAAGUCGUCAUAUCAGUUUCUAUCUAGUGUGAACUUUCAUUGUAUUUUUUUUUCCAAAAUGCUGUUUGAAAAUGUGCUGAAAAUAUUUCCAAUAUAAAGUGAACAAGCUUGU